UGAAGUUUGUUUAUUGUUGUGUAUACACUGUAUACGUUGUGAGAGGAAGCGGUAGUGUGAUGAUUGAUGAAUGAUGAAUCUGAAUUGUGCGGCUAGGCUGCACCGACUUCGGAAAAUCUUAAAACUGGCAGUUCGUUUACCAGACGAACUGGAAUAUGCAUCACGACAUACGUACAUUAAAAACAGGCAGAUUAAUGAUUUCGUUAGGGCUUUGCAUCACGGUGGCGUUUGUGUGGACGAUUCAGAUUUUAAGAAUUACACUAAUAAAUUAAUCUCGGAGUACAAUAUGUUAGUGCGUGGUAGUGUUGCCGAUUCAAAAAGACUUACUGAAUUGCAACCGAUUAUUGACAUCCUCAAUAAGAAGAAGCAUUUGGAAGAGUCUUUGGAUGUUUUGAAUGAAUUAAAAGGAGGUGCCGCUGAUGACAAGGAAUUUGAAAGAAUGGCUGAAAAUGAAGAGAAACUCUACAAGGAGAGACUGGCAGAAAUAAAUUCAAAGCUACUGGAAAUACUGACACCUGCUCAUCCAGAUGACAGCUGUAGUGGUGUAGUUCUGGAAGUUAUGCCAGGUGUUGGUGGUCAAGAAGCCAUGCUGUUUGCACGAGAAUUAUUUGACAUGUAUCAAGCUUUUACCACAUUCCAGAAAUGGCAAACAGACUUAGCUGCACUUGACACCAGUGAGGGAGGUGGAGUGCGACAUGCGAGUCUCCUUGUCCAGGGUGCAGGUGCAUAUUCUCUCUUACGCCACGAGGCUGGUGUACAUCGCGUUCAGCGUAUUCCGGCCACUGAGAAGGCAGGACGUAUACACACAAGCACAGUAGCAGUUGCAGUAAUGCCUCAGCCAUCAGAGGUAGAAGUCAUUUUAAGGGAGAGUGACCUGGAAAUCGAGACAAAAAGGGCAAGUGGAGCAGGGGGCCAGCAUGUUAACACUACCGACAGUGCUGUGAGAAUCACACACCGUCCUACAGGUAUUGUAGUGGAGAGUCAAGUUGAUAGGUCUCAACACAAAAACAAAGCUAUCGCCAUGGAGAGGCUCCGUGCCCGCAUCUGGAAGAUGCGUACAGAAGAAGAGGAAAGUCGCUUGAGUGCUGAACGUAAAUCACAGAUUGGAAUGAGCAUGCGAUCAGAUAAGAUACGCACGUACAAUUUCCAGCGAGAUACUGUAGUAGAUCAUCGCAUACAUUUCACUGUACAUAACUUGAGGGAAUUCUUGGAAGGUGGGUUGUUGUUGAACAACCUAAUGAGGAAGCUUCAGCAGGAAGACUACAAGGAGCGGCUCUUCUCCGUGAUCCACAGUUGAAAAAUUAUAGCCCAUAUUUACUGGAUGGCAGUUGGUGGUAUCAUGGCUGGCUUGAUGUUGACUGUAUUGAGAAAAAUUUUAGUGCCUCACUUUGCAACACUUGUGCCUUUCGUCAUUGAUGUCUGUGUCAAAUUUAUCACAAAGCACUGUGCAGGUUACAGUAGUGUGCCACAUUUUUGUAAUAUUGUGUAGUUAAUGCAUUUUCACUUAGUUAAUAACAUUUUAAAAAUCUGUGCCAAACAGGAAAGUAACAAACUGCUGAUGUUUUCAUUUAAGACUGGUGGCAAUCUCGUAUUUGAUGCUUCCUUUAAUCAUGGGGACAAUGACCUUGAUAUCUUGCCCAAUUUACAUGUACUGAUAAGUUUGUCAGACUUGUUCUGUUUAUUUAUGGUCCAAUUUUGUUUUUUGAUGGCUACAGAUUUAUUGUUGUGACUGGUUAUAAAAACAGCCCUUUAGCAAAUACUAUUUAAGUACAAGAUUUUAACCAAAACUUUUUUUUGGGGGAACUUCAUAUUUAAUAACUUCAGUUUACGCUGGUAGUCUGCAAGCUGUCAUUGAUAUCUGAAAAUCUACAUUACUUUUAUCACAUGAUGCUGUUGAGAGGUGCCCGCUUACUUCCACUCUUUUUUUGUGGUAGGAUGACAACCAGUUACUGGUUUGUUCUGGUUAUCAAACUGACAAAAAGAGAUGUUGUACUACAUGUUCUGUGAUAAGUAUGUCAGAUGCUGUAUUGAUUUGGACAUAGGUUGCAAAAUAAAGAGAGCUGACACAGUUUCUUUUUUUUUCUCAUUUUGUAUUUAAUAUUUGUGGCUGUAGACAAAAAUAAAAUAAAAAUACACAUAUAAAAUAAUUUCACUCAAAGUGGGUGUUAAGCUGGGAAUGAUGACUUUACAGUUGCCUGGCAACUAUCAUAAAAAAUUAAAAUAACUUAUAGAAAUUAUUAAUAAUACUUAGAACAGAACAGAUCAUUAGUUAGUUCACAAGGUCUCCUGUCAGUGUCAUCAGGAGAUACCACCCCACAACAGAUCCAUUACCUUACAUAAUUAAGUAUUCUGAAACGCAAUCCCAUUGUCUACAUAUAAUGUAGGUGUAUACUGGUGCUGUAAUGACAUAAAUAUUUACAACUGACUAACUUAUAAUGUUAAAUUUUAAUAAAAUAAAACACACCAAGUUAGAUAUUUGAAACCGUUUGAACCACAGUAAUGACAGCCAGAAGCAUUUUCAAUCAUUAGAUGCUAAAUGCUGAGUUGAAGAAAGCAUUAGCAGUUAAAUCAGUAAUUAUAUUUAUGUCACACAGCUAAAGGAUUGCAAUGGACAUGGAUGCUCUGCAAAUACAAAAAUAUUACUUAAUUUUCACUGUUACCACGUAACAAGAAUUGUGCAAUACUUUCGGAGUGUCAAAGAAACUAUUGCAGCUGCUACAAUACCAACAUAUGGCUGCAAUUUCAGUACACUUUAAAAAAAUAAUGCUGCAUAUUCAAAAUCAUCUGCAAGCAUACAAAAAUACAAGAGAAAAAUAAUAAAGGUCUCUUCUUAUAUGGGAAAUUAAUAUAAACUUCCCCACUACAAUAGUUCUUAAAUCAACUUUCAGUUACAAGACAAUGUGGUGCAAUUAUAUCAAAGAUGGUUUAUGAGAUUCAUAUUCUGCACACUGAAAUUUCUUUCAGGUGUCAGUACAAUCAAACCCACUGUACACAAACAAUGGUGUUGGAGAUUAAAAAUUGGAAACUCAAAGGCAAGAGAUCAGUAAUUUCAGCACUGAGCUUAUAUACUGCAGUACAACAGCAUAAGUGUUGUUGCUGCUGAAGAUGGUCAGCAAUAAUUAAGUAUACUACAAAUAUAACAAAGAUAUAAAGUGUGAAAUUCCAAUAAGCAACAGAGUUAUUUUGCAAGCAUGCGAACUACUCACACAACCGACAAAGCUGCCACCUUAUCUAUCGUGCAACUGUGCUUACGCAAGUAAUAA
This is a messenger RNA of Schistocerca cancellata (South American locust), 3263 nucleotides long. RefSeq names its product peptide chain release factor 1-like, mitochondrial (gene mRF1). Gene Ontology annotation, molecular function: translation release factor activity. Bases 71 to 1297 code for a protein of 408 amino acids. Gene Ontology annotation, biological process: translational termination. The transcript has 7 exons. NCBI's taxonomy places the organism in Eukaryota, Metazoa, Arthropoda, Insecta, Orthoptera, Acrididae. The record is from RefSeq and is a predicted model, not a curated record.